Paralichthys olivaceus (Japanese flounder) is the source of this 886-nucleotide messenger RNA. It is a transcript of the gene med29, whose product is annotated as mediator complex subunit 29. Gene Ontology annotation, molecular function: transcription coregulator activity; transcription factor binding. Gene Ontology annotation, cellular component: mediator complex. Lineage: Eukaryota; Metazoa; Chordata; Actinopteri; Pleuronectiformes; Paralichthyidae. Gene Ontology annotation, biological process: regulation of transcription by RNA polymerase II. The record is from RefSeq and is a predicted model, not a curated record.
GGCGCUUGACUGGGUCUCAACCAAGAUGGCCUCUCAGCAGCAGCAGCAGCAGACCGGAGGACCGAUGUCUCAGCCCGGGUUACAACAACAAGCCUCUCUGCAACAACAGCAGCAGCAACAACUGAGUCAACAGCAGGACUUCGACCCGGUCCACAGGUUCAAGAUGCUCAUUCCACAGCUGAAGGAGAGUCUGCAGAAUGUGAUGAAGAUCGCGUCCCUGAAUCUGGCUCAUAACACAUCGAUAGACAACGGCAUUAAAAGCAGCGACACCUCUGUUCAGCGCUUUGACAAAAGCCUUGAGGAGUUUUAUGCCCUUUGCGAUCAACUGGAGCUGUGUUUGCGGCUGGCUUACGAGUGCCUUUCCCAGAGCAUUGACAGCGCCAAACAUUCACCCAACCUGGUCCCAACAGCCACCAAGCCGGACACGGUGCAGACGGAGUCCAUGUCUUACGCCCAGUACCUCGGCAUGAUCAAGUCUCAGAUCUCUUGCGCCAAAGAUAUCCACAAUGCUCUGCUGGAGUGUUCCAAGAAGAUCGCAGGGAAGGGACAGCCUCAGGGAAUCAUGUAAACUCGGACUUACACUUCCCACUCGUUCUGCAUCCGCUGACUUUGUUUUUUGAGAGAAAGACAAUGGAUUUCGUAUUCUGGGCUGUUCCAUACACAUAUCUAACUGUUGAAGAUACUGUUUUAUUUUCUUCUGUCUCUGUUUUUUUUUUUUUUAAAUAAUUUAUGUUUCUUGACAACUCUAUGUAAAUAUUCCUGAUGAGGUCAUGUCCUGAGAUGACCAGCAGGUGGUGGCAGAGGUGUACCUGCCAUCUAAAUAUUCACAGCUCUUUAUGGUCUUUUGUAGCUUAUUUGUACUGAACAUUAAAAACUUUCUACAGUU